GGCGGCUGGUUCCGUCCACACAGCGGCGGGUGGUGUGUGUGUGUGUGGCCGGGCAGAGGCAGCACUCCUCCGGGUACAGCAGCCGGGUUGGACCGGAGAGCCACCGCAGUCCUCCCCGGGCUGCGUGCUGCUCCUCCCCGGGCUGCAGCGCUGGGAUCCCUGCUGCAGUCAACCCGUCUCACCGCUGGACAGAUGGUCCCCGGGAUCCACGCCUGAGCCUCGGAUCCGGAUCACUGACGACACGGUGGAUAUGGAAUGGUGCAUGCCGCUGGGCCAAGUGUGCAGCCGCUGAACAACACCGGAACCAUGGACAGUCAUCCGCUGUGCACGAGACUUUGUCCGGACGGUCUGGACAAAGACGGACUGGACAAAGAAGACGGAGUCGAGAGGCAAGGUCCCGUCACUUUCAACCACCGGCACAUGAGGAAGGCGUUCAAAGUCAUGAACGAGCUCCGCAGCCAGAAUCUGUUGUGUGAUGUGACCAUAGUGGCGGAGGACGUAGAGAUCGCUGCUCACAGAGUGGUCCUGGCCGCCGGGAGCCCUUACUUCCACGCCAUGUUCACGGGGGAGAUGGCAGAGAGCAGGGCGAAAAGAGUGAGGAUAAAGGAGAUGGAUGGUUGGACUCUGGGCCUGCUGGUGGACUACAUCUACACAGCAGAGAUACAGGUCACAGAGGACAACGUGCAGGCGUUGCUGCCUGCAGCGGGCCUGCUCCAGCUGAACGAGGUGAAAAAGGCCUGUUGUGAGUUUCUGAGCUCUCAGCUUCAUCCGUCCAACUGUCUGGGAAUACGAGCCUUCGCUGACCUGCACGCCUGCUCUCAGCUGCUCGCACAGGCCAACAGCUACGCAGAGCAACAUUUCGCUGAGGUGGUCGGGAGUGAGGAGUUCCUUAAUUUGGGCAUGGAGCAAGUGUCCAGCCUGAUCGCCAGCGACAAGCUCACCAUCCCCACGGAAGAGAAGGUUUUUGAAGCAGUCAUAGCCUGGGUCAACCAUGACAAAGAUGUCCGCCAGGAACACUUGGCUCACCUGAUGGAGCACGUCCGCCUGCCGCUCCUCUCCAGAGAAUACCUGGUGCAGCGGGUGGAGGAGGAGUUUCUGAUUAAGAACAGCAGUGCCUGUAAAGAUUACCUGAUUGAGGCCAUGAAGUAUCACCUGCUGCCGGCCGACCAGAGAGCUCUGAUGAAGACGGCACGCACACGCAUGAGGACUCCAGUCUGUUGCCCGAAGGUGAUGGUGGUGGUCGGAGGCCAGGCUCCCAAGGCGAUCCGCAGUGUUGAAUGUUACGAUUUUGAGGAGCAGCGAUGGUACCAGGUGGCUGAACUCCCCACCAGGAGGUGCAGAGCAGGUGUGGUGUACGUGGGCGGCUGUGUGUACGCAGUCGGCGGUUUCAACGGUUCUUUGCGUGUACGGACGGUCGACUGUUACGACCCGAUGACGGACCGCUGGACCAGCGUGAGCAGCAUGCAGGACCGGCGCUCCACGCUCGGCGCCGCCGUGCUCAACGGACUCCUGUACGCUGUGGGAGGCUUCGAUGGCAGCACAGGUUUGUCCACCAUUGAGGCGUACAACGCUAAGACAGACGAAUGGUUCCACGUGCUGCCCAUGAGCACCCGGCGCAGCAGUGUGGGAGUGGGAGUUGUAAAUGGGGUCCUCUACGCAGUCGGAGGUUAUGAUGGAGCGACCAGACAGUGUCUGAGUACAGUAGAAGCUUAUAAUCCAAAAAGUAAUGUGUGGAACUACAUCGCUGAGAUGGGCACAAGACGCAGUGGAGCAGGUGUAGGUGUGUUAAAAGGUUUACUCUACGCUGUGGGCGGACACGACGGGCCACUGGUGAGGAAGAGCUGUGAAGUGUACGAUCCGACCUCCAACAGCUGGCGGCAGGUAGCGGACAUGAACAUGUGUCGACGCAACGCAGGUGUGUGUGCUGUGAACAACGUGCUGUACGUGGUGGGGGGGGACGACGGCAGCUGUAAUUUGGCCUCUGUGGAGUUCUACAACUCGAACUCGGACAAGUGGACGCUGCUGCCGACCUGCAUGAGCACCGGACGCAGUUAUGCAGGUGUGACAGUGAUUGACAAGCCCUUAUGACUGCUCUUGACACCUGCCGCUGACUCGGAGCAGAACGUAUUCUCCUGCUGAAUACUGAUCUUGGAUCUGUUUAUGAUGCCAAUGCUUGGCUAUUUGGGCAGCGUUCGCACAGGCACUGACGCAGAUGAAGGAAAUGACAAGAGUGUUGUUGUUGAAGACGAUGAAGAAGAAGAUGAUGAUGAUGAAGAUCUUUGCACUUACCUGACCAGGGGGGGAGCUGUAACUGAAGGGGGGGUUGGAACCCGUGUUUUAAUCCCCCUCCUGGCAGGACUGCAGCAGCGACUGGACUCAGCAGUUUGAAGCACCACUGGACCGGUGCAGUGCCAUUGAAACGCUACUGGAAUCGAGCUCCUACAAUGCAAAGGGACUUUAACAUGACUCAUGUUAACGCGAACCAGCACUGAGGAAGACCACUGUUCUGAUCCGUGGGAGAGGAAGGCCGAGAACGAACAUUUGGGUCUAAAAUCUUUGUUUCUCCUUCGUUUUUUUUAAUCCACCUGAGACGUG
This is a messenger RNA of Limanda limanda (common dab), 2595 nucleotides long. RefSeq names its product kelch-like family member 2 (gene klhl2). NCBI's taxonomy places the organism in Eukaryota, Metazoa, Chordata, Actinopteri, Pleuronectiformes, Pleuronectidae. The record is from RefSeq and is a predicted model, not a curated record. The transcript is spliced from 15 exons. Gene Ontology annotation, molecular function: protein binding. The coding region runs from base 256 to 2088 and encodes 610 amino acids.